AUGAGUAAAGUGCAAAAGGCUGGAGUGUCUGGAGAUGAACAGCACAGUCACAGAAUCCGCAUCACUUUGACAUGCCAAAAUUUAAAGUCUAUUGAGAGAGCUUGUUCUGAUUUAAUUGCCGGGGCCAAGGAUAACAAUCUCGCAGUUAUUGGCCCCGUUAGAAUGCCAGUAAAGACCCUAAAGAUUACAACGAGGAAAUCACCUUGCGGUGAAGGAACUAAUACUUGGGACCGAUUUGAGAUGAGAAUAUACAAGCGUCUAAUAGACCUGUACUCAUCCAGUGACAUUGUGAAUAAGAUAACUUCUGUGACCUUAGACCCAGGGGUAGAUGUGGAAGUAACCAUAUCUGAUCCCAAUUGA
Messenger RNA from Babesia microti strain RI, 360 nucleotides. Its product is annotated as small subunit ribosomal protein S20e. The transcript has 2 exons. NCBI's taxonomy places the organism in Eukaryota, Apicomplexa, Aconoidasida, Piroplasmida, Babesiidae. The coding region runs from base 1 to 360 and encodes 119 amino acids. Gene Ontology annotation, cellular component: cytosolic small ribosomal subunit; ribosome. Gene Ontology annotation, biological process: translation. The record is from RefSeq and is a predicted model, not a curated record. Gene Ontology annotation, molecular function: structural constituent of ribosome.